AUUUGCGUAUAGAACUUUCAGUAAGCCUCAAGCUGCGGAAAAAGCAAGUAGAAAUUGGAAAUGGCUAAAAACUUACUAAAACUUUCGACGAAAGUAAUUCCAACAUUUUUGGAAAUUUACAAGGGUGCCAGCUACCCGCGACAUGCUCUUACUUAUUGUGCCUUCAAGAAUUUUGAGAUGCAAAGUGCAAAGUAUCCGGAAUACAGAGAGAACCUUGAACUGCUUACACUCAACGAUGAUUGGCAAAAGGACGGCCUAUUUUUGAUGAAGAAUGGACCAACGUAUUACUUUGACUCACUGGAACCACAGCCGUUUGAACGUGUUAAGAAACUACUGCUGAACAUUGACUAUUCGAAAGAGGUGGUUUUUCGUGCCGUUCGUGAUCAAUUUAAACCAAUGGUCAACGAUGUUUUAUGGCUGAAAAACCUGGAGAUUACUGACCAGACCGGAACGACGGUCUACUUUUUGACAAAAGAAUUCAUAAAUCAAUUGGAACAACCUCCCAUACCAGAAGGAUGGUAUUUCCGAGAUCUUACCUUAGAUGACGUGGCAGAAAUAAAUCAGAAACUUCUUCGUGAGGGUGGUGACCAUCUUAGUUACAUUGAGCAUUCGAUCAAGUACAAAUUGUCCAUGGGUUUGUAUGACCAGAACGGAGUUCUGCAAUCCUGGCUGUACGCUGUUGACGUGGGAAGUCAUGGUACAUUGGGUGUCACUGAACAUCAUCAGCAAAAAGGAGCUGCGAGCGCAAUUUCAGUGAAAUUUGUACAAACAUUGCUUAAAGACAUUGAUAUGGAUUUAGCAUGGAACACUGCUCAUGGUAAUGAUGCAGCACAUGCAUUAGCUCAUAGGUUCAAAGCUAAGGAUCUUGGUACAGUGACGUGGAUGGCUGUGAAUAAGAGAGUUUCAAAGAAAAUGUCUCAAAUGGGCAUGUACCAAAUCUUUUAUCCCAAAAUGUAAUUGGAUAUGGGAUGUCUAUUCGGUUAGUUUAAUCAAGUCAAGUGACCUUUUUUCUAUUCUGUUGUUGUUUGCAAGAAUGGCUGUUGAAGGAAGAUUUUUUUGUUACGUUUUGUAAAUGCUUGUAAAUAAUAAAUUUUAU
This is a messenger RNA of Bradysia coprophila, 1096 nucleotides long. RefSeq lists its product as uncharacterized. The record is from RefSeq and is a predicted model, not a curated record. NCBI's taxonomy places the organism in Eukaryota, Metazoa, Arthropoda, Insecta, Diptera, Sciaridae.